GGGGAGGGGGGGGGGGAGGGGUAGUGACCACACUCGACUGCAGACACCUGCAUAGGCUGCCAAGGCAAAGAGACGGGGGACGACAGAGGAUGGUGGAGGAACUCAACAUUGAUGACCUCAACAGGGUGCGCAUCCUUGGCAACGACGAGUUUGCCGACUCGGCCAAGCUGCGGCAGACGGCCAACGAGUUUGUGGAGAAGAUGACGGCGUUCCAUGAGCAGGUGAGAGUGUUCGAAGAGCAGGUGGAGGGCCGGGCGGCGGUGGUGGAGGAAGGCAAGCUGGCAGUGAUCGGGCAGAGGAACCUGAUCCAGGGGGAGGAGGAGGCCAUCAAGGCAAAGAAGGCACAGCUCGCAGCCCGCAUCGCUGAGAAGCAGGCUGCGCUGGAUCGGCAUGUGGCGCAUGGCGCGUCGUUGAUGGCGGUCAUUCGCGAGCAGGAGGCGCUGCUGGAGAAGCUCUCCAACAACGAGGCGUAGUGGUGACGGAGCCGUGGUGUGAUAGGUACGAGCCAUGCGUGAUACAAACCAUAUUCAUUACAUAGCUGUGUCGUGCAGGA
Messenger RNA from Thecamonas trahens ATCC 50062, 553 nucleotides. RefSeq lists its product as uncharacterized. The transcript has 2 exons. The coding region runs from base 90 to 473 and encodes 127 amino acids. Lineage: Eukaryota; Apusomonadida; Apusomonadidae. The record is from RefSeq and is a predicted model, not a curated record.